AUGUCCGAAACAUGCGAGAACUCGGAUUAUUCAUACUACGACGCGAUAUAUUUUGAUAUUACGGAAUUUCUUACCGAGUACGAAAAGUUGCCGUGUUUAUGGGAUAGGGCACACGAACUUUUUAAAAACCGGGAAAGCCGUGCGAAGGCCGAGGAAAUUCUUAGCCGAAAACUCGGCAUUAUGGACUCAAAAACCCUUAGAAGGAAGAUUAGGAGUGUCCGUGGUACUUAUAAUACUGAAAUACGUAAAGUGAAGCUGUCUUUGGAGAGUGGACACGAAGUAUACGUGCCGAAACUAUCGUGGUUUCAUUUAGCAGAUAGCUUCCUAAGGGUGACUACUGACCUGCCCUCUGAUAUUGUGUUCCAAUUAGAUUCCCAUCAAUCCAAUACACAGAAGAAGUUACUACAAAAGCUGCCAAGACAAAAAGGUGUAACCGUAGUCAUGUUGCGGAAGACAAAAAAUAACAAGACUUAUGGAGAUAUGGAGGAAAAUGAUGAUUUAUAUGAAAAUGAAGAGGCUUUAAAGGACAACUUCAGAGGCAAAUAA
Molecule: messenger RNA, 546 nt
Organism: Hyposmocoma kahamanoa
Lineage: Eukaryota; Metazoa; Arthropoda; Insecta; Lepidoptera; Cosmopterigidae
Exons: 3
Coding region: 1-546 (181 amino acids)
Source: RefSeq, a predicted model, not a curated record